AAACAAAGCAACAUGGAUUCAAUAAGCUCUAUUUCAAAGGGAGUUUUUGUGUUUAAAAAAUGGUCCCAAAAUUAAAAAACGUGCUUAGGAAAGAGAAACAAGUACUUGCUAAUAAAGAAAACGAUAAUGAUAUGAAUUAUCUCGCUUAUAAAAAUAUGUGGAUAAAGACUGAGGAACGAAUUGAGGAAAUUCAAAGUAAAUACUAUAAUGUUGUUCUAUCAAGUCUCCUUGAAUUUAUAAGAAAAAUACAGUUUAAUAAUGCUGGUCACUUAAAGACAGUUCUAUUAUUAACUGGAAUUAAUCAGAUAGAUCACUUGAAACAAUUCAAACUAGUUUCAAAGCAAAUUGAAAACAACGUUCCUAGUAUUGUCAGUGUUCUGCAAUCAAGAAACUGUCCUUCAGUCAAACAUGCAGUAGAAUUUCUCGUAAACGAGUUUAUAAAUCAAUAUGAUAAAAAAACUGUCACAAAGUUGAAAAGGAAUCAAUUGUCUAUGUGUAUGCUACAAUCGUGGUAUCUAGAGGAGUUCCAAGCGUCAAAUGAACGACCAAAACUGAUAAUUAUAAUGACAGAUUUUGAGCAAUUUAACAAAACAAUAGUACAGGAUCUCAUUAACAUUUUAUGUUUUUAUGCUAGUAAUCUUCCAUUUAUUCUUAUUUUGGGUAUUGCUACAGCUUUUAAAUCUGUGCAAAAUAUUCUACCAUCAGAAAUUACAAACAAGAUGGACAUAAAUAUUUUUGAAAACGAAUCGUCUACAGAUAUGCUGAACAGGAUAAUUGAUAAAACCAUUUUAAGCUAUCGCAGUCCUUUUCAUUUAUCGGGAAAGUCAUUUAAAGUUCUCAUGGAUAUUUUCUUAUUUUAUGAUUAUUCUCUAUUGAGUUUUAUCCAAGGAUAUAAAAUUUUUAUGUUGGAACAUUUCUGUUUUUCUAACUUUGGUUCAAUUAUAUAUAAAUUUCAUGACGAAAACAUCGAUAAAUGGACUCAUGACGAAUGCGAAACGAUCCGACGAUCUUGCUUUUCAUUCAGAAAGUUUGCGGAAGCAAGAAAAAUUCAAGAAGAUCGUGUAAAUUUUCUUUUAAAUGACGAGUUUUUCAAGAGAAAAAUGGGAAAAAGAAUUUCAAAAAUAACAUUUUUCUGGUAUUUUUUCUAUUGUCAUUUGAAAAUUCUUAGCAUUUUAUUUGAAGAUUUACCUCAACAUGAGCUUGGAAAGCUUCCAAGAGAAUUGUAUCCAAUAUGUAUCACAAAUGACAUCACUAAACUUGACGAGUACAAAGAAAUGUUUAAGCUUUUAAAGUUUGUUUCCAAGGAAAAAAUCCUCAUUAAAUUGGAAAAGAUAAUAGAAGUCAUUGAAUAUUUCGUACAAGAUACACAGCAAGAAGAAUUGAGGACUAAGAUGAGACAGCUCAAAGAACCCUUCGUAUAUUUUUACAAAAACAUUGAAGAAAGUGGAAUAAACACAAUCACUAAUACACCCGCAUCAACUCAUGAGAGAUUUGAACUGAAAAAGAAAGGUGCUUCAGGAAGACAAGAAAUGAUGGAGAAACUAAAAGAAAUGGCUAAGCAUAAUAUUGCACCAGUUGUAACAAAAUAUGAGCAAGCUCUUUGGGAAUGCAUUGAUUAUAUAAACAGAAAGAUGGAAAAGUAUCUAAGACCAUUGCAAGAAGCACCAUUUUUUUAUGAACUCACCGUUUUCUGUAACUAUUAUUCAAUUAGAAAGCAAAUUAUGGGCAUUCCUCGAGGAGCAUUACAUCAAGCAUUGUCUAAUCCUCAUAUAUAUAUGCAGUGUUCUUGUUGCAAGAUUCCAGAACAAGAGCGCAUUUUGCCUUCGCUUCCUGACAUUUCAAUUGUUUAUAAACUUCACCUUGAAUGUAACAAGUUCAUCAGUUUAUAUGAUUGGCUUCAAAGUUUCGCUACAAUUAUUGAAUAUAAUGAAGAUGAAGAUCAUAUUAGUCCAGAAGUUCAAGCACGUUUCACAAGAUCAAUCGCCGAAUUACAAUUCUUAGGAUUCAUCAAACAAUCAAAGCACAAGACUGACACUGCUGCUAGACUAACUUGGUAAAUUUGAGUGUUUUUUUACAUUUUUCUUCUUUCUUAAUAAAUAAAGUCAAUUUUCUUAAGCAACUAUAAAAAAUCAUCAUUGAAAUAAACUUUACGAU
Messenger RNA from Clunio marinus, 2154 nucleotides. NCBI's taxonomy places the organism in Eukaryota, Metazoa, Arthropoda, Insecta, Diptera, Chironomidae. The record is from the annotation of a GenBank genome assembly.